GGGUGCGAAUCCGCUGCCGGCGAGCGGCGGGAGAUGCUGGAGGUUUGCGAGCCGAAGCGGCUGCAGCUGGCGCCGCGUCUGCCCCGCGUGCCCGGAGCGGAUUCUGCCCGCCGCCCCCGGAGCCCUCGGCGCCCCCGCUGAACACGCGAUCGCUUCCUCCGUGUGACCGACCGGCGCUGCAGCUCAGAGCCUGGCAAUGCCGUUUGGGUGUGUGACUCUGGGCGAUAAGAAGAACUAUAACCAGCCGUCGGAGGUGACUGACAGAUAUGAUUUGGGACAGGUCAUCAAGACUGAGGAGUUCUGCGAGAUCUUCCGGGCCAAGGACAAGACGACGGGCAAGCUGCACACGUGCAAGAAGUUCCAGAAGCGGGACGGCCGCAAGGUGCGGAAGGCGGCUAAGAACGAGAUAGGCAUCCUCAAGAUGGUGAAGCAUCCCAACAUCCUGCAGCUGGUGGAUGUGUUUGUGACCCGCAAGGAGUACUUCAUCUUCCUGGAGCUGGCCACGGGGAGGGAGGUGUUUGACUGGAUCCUGGACCAGGGCUACUACUCGGAGCGAGACACGAGCAACGUGGUGCGGCAGGUCCUGGAGGCCGUGGCCUACCUGCACUCACUCAAGAUCGUGCACAGGAACCUCAAGCUGGAGAACCUGGUUUACUACAAUCGGCUGAAGAACUCAAAGAUCGUCAUCAGUGACUUCCAUUUGGCUAAGCUAGAGAACGGCCUCAUCAAGGAGCCCUGUGGGACUCCCGAGUACCUGGCCCCGGAGGUGGUAGGGCGACAGCGGUAUGGACGCCCUGUGGACUGCUGGGCCAUUGGUGUCAUCAUGUACAUCCUGCUUUCAGGGAACCCACCCUUCUAUGAGGAGGUGGAGGAAGAUGACUAUGAGAACCAUGACAAGAACCUCUUCCGCAAGAUCCUGGCCGGCGACUAUGAGUUUGACUCUCCAUAUUGGGAUGAUAUUUCACAGGCAGCCAAAGACCUGGUAACAAGGCUGAUGGAGGUGGAGCAAGACCAGCGCAUCACCGCAGAAGAGGCCAUCUCCCAUGAGUGGAUUUCUGGCAAUGCUGCUUCUGAUAAGAACAUCAAGGAUGGUGUCUGCGCCCAGAUUGAAAAGAACUUUGCCAGGGCUAAGUGGAAGAAGGCUGUCCGAGUGACCACCCUCAUGAAACGGCUCCGGGCACCGGAGCAGUCCAGCACAGCGACAGCCCAGUCUGCGCCAGCCACAGACACUGCCACCGCUGGGGCUGCAGGUGGGGGUGCAGCUGCAAGUGGGGCUGCCCCAGCCCUUGGGGGCAGUGCCACCUCAGCCACAGCGGGUGCUACUGCUCUUGCCUCAAAGAGCGAUAAUGUAGCCCCCGCAGACCGUAGUGCCACCCCAGCCACUGAUGGCAGUACCACCCCGGCCACCGAUGGCAGUGUCACCCCAGCCACCGACGGGAGCAUCACCCCAGCCACCGAUGGGAGCAUCACCCCAGCCACUGAUAGGAGUGUUACUCCAGCCACUGAUGGGAGAGCCACACCAGCCAUGGAAGAGAGCACCAUGCCCACCACCCAAAGCAGUGUCACACCAGCCACCAAGGCAGCUGCCACCCCUGAGCCGGCUUUGGCCCAGCCGGACAGCACAGCCCCCGGGGGCACAACAGGCCAGGCUCCACCCUCUAGUAAAGGCAAAGAGGCUGCUGGCUAUGCCCAGGAGUCUCGGAGGGAGGAGACCAGCUGAGUGAGCAGGCUGGUGUGGGGCAGGGGGCGGGCAGGAGGGUGGGAGACUGGAUGAGGGGCUUCUCACUGUACAUAAGAGUCACUGGCAUGAUGCCCUUGCUCCCUCCUGCCCCUGCCUCCCAGUGUGGGGCAUGUCUGGGGGCCACGGGAGAGCAGUCUCAUCUCCUGUGUGUACCUGCGUGAGUGGUCUGCAGGCCAGAGGCAGGACCGGCCCCAGCCCCUGCAUGGAUUCCUUGUGGCUUUUCUGUCUUUCGCUAGCUUCACCAGUUUCUGUUCCUUGCGGGAUGCUGCUCUAGGGAUACUCAGGAGGUCCCUGCUCCCUUUCCCCUUCCCUUUUUGCCUCACAAUUUCCCCAGGCAGGCCCUGCAGGUCCCAUCCUCUCCCAGGCCCUAAACUUGGGUGGCCUUGCCCUGAGAGCUGGUCCUCCAGCGAGGCCCUGUCAGCGGUCUUAGCCUCCUGCACAUGAAGGUAUGUGCCUGUGGUAUGUGGGCUGCUUGAAGAAUGGGCACAGGCCGGUAUAGAGAAUGCACAAAUCUAGGGCAGUAUGCUUUAAGACAAGACUGGUUGCAUGGUUGGGGGCACUGCUUGGUAGCUUUGGGGGUCGUCAGAAGUGAAAAAGAAUGAGUAGGGGGGUAGAAACGUCCACUUUUGUUCCUGGAAACUUCCCACCAAUACCCUUGUGCUAUUUCCUGCCCUCCUGGGUUCUGCAGUGGGUUGCACUGUGCCCUGAGCUUCAUGAGCCUGUAAGGGGAAGGAGGAACAGUUGGGAUGUGGCAAUGAAAACUGGGAAGGCAGAGUGCAGGCCCAGUACCUAGUGUACCAGCCUAGCUGGGUCCUUACCCUGAGCCAGACAGGGAGGGCUGAUAUCCCUUGGCUCUUCUCUGAUCAUGUCCCUCAGGCUCAGGCUACAGUCCUCUCCAUCCCAGGGGGCCUGCCACAUGGCAGUGUCCCAUAGUCUAAUUUGGGGGUUUGCCCUUCACAGGGGCAGAUUUCUCUCCUAAUUCAAAAAUAAAAUAGAGAGGAACCCCCCCCACGUCUGUGACCCAUUUCCCCUUCUGUCAGGGCUUAGAGAGAGGCCCAGGUGCCUCUGAGCUAUGCUGAGUUGCUUUUUCUGGGAUGAGGAAGUGGAGUAAGGCUCCCCAGUUUCCUGAUGGAGGCUCCUGGCAGGUGCCCUUUGUCAGACCCCACCACAGCUUGGGCAGGCAGCCACACUGGUCCCGGCCUUUGCUCGGCACUCCAGUGGCAGUUCUGCCCUUCUCCCUGCAUGCCUGUGGGUCUGCUCUGGUGUAUGAAGGUCGGUAGGCUAACUGUAUGCCUACUGAACCUGGCAAAUAAAUGUCACCCUGCCAAAGCCUCUGGCCAUCCUCUUGCCUUUUGCUUCCUCUGUCUUACUGGGGAGGGGCCCCUAGAAGGCAGUGGGGAGGGAAGAGGCUGGGAGCAGUUUCACAGAUCUGUGCCUAGUGCCAUGAGGAUUGCUUGGGCUGAGAGUACAGAUCAUUCUUUACCACUGUGUGUUCCUUGAUUGUGGUGGUGGGCCCUCUGGACUCUAGAAGUCCAUGUGGGUGGUGGGCCCUGUCCUGGGCUUGUGCCAAGGAAAAACCUCUGGGCUGCUGUUCUGACAAGACCUGUUGAACAAGGAGCCCUUGUCUUGACUUAGGCAUACAACUGAAACUCACCAGGACCACCCACCAAAAGGAGAGACCUUGCCCGUGGCCAAAGUGGGUUUCCCUGGGUUGGGGAGAGGGUGCAGCGUGGGCAGUGCACAAAGGUUCUGUGCUGCCCUUUGUGUUGAUUCCUCCUCCCUGUGAACAACGCCCGUGCUUUGCACACAGGCCCAAAGAACUUCACUCUGGGUCUACUUCAGGUGGAACAAAUCAGCUUUAGAUCAUGGGCCUCUACAUAAGGUUUCUUCUGAGGAGAGGGUACUAACACUGCUAGAAAUAGUUAAGCAUGAAAACUCCUAGGAAGACUUGUUCCAGUCCUGACUGGCCCAGGUGAAUUCACCAGGGAUGCUGCUCUUUCCCAGGGAGGACCCAAAGAUAACUUCUCUGAUGUGGGAAUCAAUAAAAGGGUUUGUUAGUCACUGGUCUAUGAAGCAUCUGGGCCUCCAAAAUUCUAACCCCACUACAGUCCAGAGGCAUGCUGA
This is a messenger RNA of Ailuropoda melanoleuca (giant panda), 3865 nucleotides long. It is a transcript of the gene CAMKV, whose product is annotated as CaM kinase like vesicle associated. The record is from RefSeq and is a predicted model, not a curated record. Gene Ontology annotation, molecular function: protein kinase activity; ATP binding. The transcript is spliced from 11 exons. The coding region runs from base 197 to 1720 and encodes 507 amino acids. Gene Ontology annotation, biological process: protein phosphorylation. Lineage: Eukaryota; Metazoa; Chordata; Mammalia; Carnivora; Ursidae.